Molecule: messenger RNA, 1433 nt
Organism: Carya illinoinensis
Lineage: Eukaryota; Viridiplantae; Streptophyta; Magnoliopsida; Fagales; Juglandaceae
Product: gibberellin 3-beta-dioxygenase 1-like
Exons: 2
Coding region: 185-1324 (379 amino acids)
Biological process (GO): response to light stimulus; gibberellin biosynthetic process
Molecular function (GO): gibberellin 3-beta-dioxygenase activity
Source: RefSeq, a predicted model, not a curated record
UUAUCCCGUGUGUUCUCGACCACAGCUCAUGAAGUACUUCUGCCACUGUACGUUCCCCACUACUUCCAACUUCUUUCAAACUAGUUUCUAUAGUUGAUUGCGACACCCAUUUCUUCUGCACACAAACAUCUCUCUCUCUCUCUCUCUCACUUGUUGUCUUCCUCGAUCUGGCACAACUUUCACGAUGCCUUCAAGACUAUCAGAUGCCUUUAGAGCCCAUCCUGUCCACCUAUACCCCAAACACCCGGACUUCAACUCUCUACAAGAAUUACCUGACUCCUACGCAUGGGGACUGCUGGAUCACGAGCUUCCUAAUUCCAGCAGUGCUCAGUCAUUUGGCUCCUCAGAUAAUUCCGUGCCAGUUAUCGAUCUUACUGACCCGAAUGCCCUCGCCCUUAUCGGCCAUGCAUGCAAAACUUGGGGUGUCUUCCAAGUUACAAACCAUGGCAUCUCCAACAACUUGCUUGAUGACGUUGAGAGCACUGCUCGGAGCCUUUUCUCUCUUCCCGUCCAUCAAAAGCUCAAAGCAGCUCGUUCCCCCGAUGGUGUCUCCGGCUAUGGCCACGCUCGGAUCUCUUCCUUCUUCCCAAAGCUCAUGUGGUCCGAGGGUUAUACUAUCGUAGGCUCGCCAUUCGAGCAAUUCCGCCAACUUUGGCCCCAAGAUCACGGCAAAUUCUGCGACAUAAUUGAAGAGUACGAGAGAGAGAUGAAGAAGCUUGCAGUGAGGCUUAUGUGGCUAAUGCUAGGCUCGUUGGGCAUCUCUAAGGAAGACGUCAAAUGGGCUGGCCCAAAAGCCGACUUCAAAGACGCAUCAGGUGCCUUGCAAUUGAAUUCAUAUCCGGCUUGUCCGGACCCAAACCGAGCCAUGGGUCUAGCAGCGCACACCGAUUCAACCCUGCUCACCAUUCUCCACCAGAACAACACAAGUGGAUUGCAGGUACACCGGGAAGGGACCGGGUGGGUCACGGUUCCACCACUUCCCAGUGCACUGAUCAUCAACGUCGGCGACCUCCUACACAUACUAUCAAACGGUUCGUACCCGAGCGUGCUCCACCGGGCAGUAGUGAACCGGACCCAGCAUCGUCUCUCGGUUGCUUACCUGUACGGCCCACCGGCCAGUGAGGAAAUCUCACCAUUUUCGAAGCUUUUAGGACCCAGUCAACCACCACUUUAUAGGCCAGUCACUUGGAGCGAGUACCUUGGUACCAAGGCCAAGCAUUUCAACAUGGCACUUUCCUCUGUCCGGCUUUGUUCCCCUCAAAAUGGAGGAAUACUGGUUGCCGCAAAUGAUCAUAAGAGACUACAAGCAUGGCCAGAAAAUUAAUUUGCUUUGAUUUUUUUUUAAUAUAUUUUUCAUGUCUACCCUUUUGUUUUUCAUGCUGUUUUUAUUUGACCAUGUUAUCAUUGGUAAGCAAUCUCAUUUUGUCAAGGAA